UUUCCUGUAGCAAACCCUAUCUCCCACCUCUCUUCUUCCUCCUCUCUCCUCUCAUCUCUUUUUAUCUUUCCUUAUUUUCUGUCUUUUUCUUAAUGCACGCAGCAAAGCUAAACAAAUUUGAAUCAGAUCCUGACUCACAUAUAACAUCAAAGUAUUAAUAGCUAGACAAAGUGGAUCUAAAACAUGGGAAGAGGCCACUGGCUUCGGUUGAAUCGGAGGAGAAAGAGGAAGAUCAAAUAUUUCCUGUUUACUCAGCUCGAUCUCAGCAAGACACUUCUGCCAUGGUUUCAGCUCUAGCUCAGGUGAUCGGAAAUAAUAGUGACCAAAUUAAUAACCCACUUGAUCAAGUGCAAGGAAUAACUUCGUUAAUCACCUCACAGUCUAGUCCUACCGAGACUCAAUCUCAACCAGUACUACUUCAAGAUCAAGGGAAUUUGAGGAGACAACACUAUAGAGGAGUGAGGCGGAGACCAUGGGGAAAGUGGGCGGCGGAGAUUCGAGAUCCGAAUAAGGCCGCCCGAGUGUGGCUCGGCACUUUCAACACAGCCGAGGCUGCAGCUCUAGCUUAUGAUGGAGCUGCUCUCAGGUUCAAAGGAAGCAAAGCUAAGCUCAACUUCCCCGAAAGAGUAGUUCAAGGGAGCUCUGAGUCAGGUUGUCUCACAAUAACUACUCAAUUACACAGCUUGAAUAAUAUUCCUCCUCAGGCUAAUAUUUCUCGACCAACAUAUUCCAAUGUAUUCGAUUAUGCACGAUAUAAUAAUGUCACAUCUACGUCGUCGUCCUCCAUGCCAUCUCAACAAGCUGCAGAGCUCCAAAGCUUUUCGAUGCAGUUUGGUUCUUCUUCAAGUUCGAGUUCGGUUCCUCCUUGUAAGUAUAGGAAAGACUUUGACGGAAGUCACUCAAGAUGAUGAAUAGUGAACUAAUCACUAGCGUGAACGCUUGGAGAGACUGAACGAUUAAGGAGAGUAAAUGGCUCAUAUAAUUUUGAUGUAUGUGUGUUUUUCUUUCGUUUUUUUUAUUUUUGUUUAAUUUCUUCUGGACUAUAACAACUUUCAAUUUUUAUCACAGUUCACUUCAGUUUGCA
Molecule: messenger RNA, 1084 nt
Organism: Pyrus x bretschneideri (Chinese white pear)
Lineage: Eukaryota; Viridiplantae; Streptophyta; Magnoliopsida; Rosales; Rosaceae
Product: ethylene-responsive transcription factor ERF114
Exons: 2
Coding region: 282-908 (208 amino acids)
Biological process (GO): regulation of DNA-templated transcription; ethylene-activated signaling pathway
Molecular function (GO): DNA binding; DNA-binding transcription factor activity
Source: RefSeq, a predicted model, not a curated record